Messenger RNA from Phaedon cochleariae (mustard beetle), 1458 nucleotides. NCBI's taxonomy places the organism in Eukaryota, Metazoa, Arthropoda, Insecta, Coleoptera, Chrysomelidae. The record is from the annotation of a GenBank genome assembly.
AUGAAUGAAGCUGUGAUACCAGAGGCCAAUGGCUGCAUUCCCAAAGUGUUGGAUUCUUGGCAUUCCUUGCUUUCCAUUUUGAACAUUGGUCAUCAAAUUUAUCCUGCCGAUGCAACAAUUUCAAAGGACUGUGAAUUCAUAGUGAUUGAUUCUAAGAUACAAAUUCGUGUAAUACAUGUAAGCCCUACAAAUGUUCAUAAAUCUCAUUUGUUACCACAGCCAUUGCACUUUGAUUCUGGCAGUUCAAAAAGAUUUUCUCUGUCUGAAGAAUAUUGGUUCACCAAAUGGAACAAACCUCUGAAAAUUGGUAACUGCAAUUGUUCAUUUAGAAGAUCUGUCAGGUAUUCUCUCAUCUCCAAUCAACCAGCUUCAGCACAAAACAGAGAAAAUGACAAACUUGGCAAGCUGAGUGUUGAUCUACCACCUAUCAAGAUUACCAAUGUUGAAACUUAUGUGGAACGUCUCAUACAGGACACAUUCUUUGAAGCAUUUCAUGAAUUUUACAUAUCAGAAAGUAAAGAAUUUGGUGAAACCAACUUUGGUUAUGAAACAACUGAAGUUGAUGAUGUAGUGGUCACUUUGAGAAGAAAAAUCAAACCAAAUACAAUAAUCAAAUCCAUUAAAAAUGCUAAUGAUAUACCUGUUAUAAGAGCUAGCAAUUGUUCUACUGAUAACUUGAAAAUAAAUUGUGUUCACCAGAAAGUACAAAAGAGGCCACUAAUUAUGAUGUUUCAUGGUAUUGGAGCAUCUGCAGAUAUUUGGUCUAUAGUAAUAAAUACAUUAGUCUGUAAAGGAUAUGAAGUUAUUGCCCCUGAUAUGUUGGGACAUGGUUUCAGUUCAGCUCCAACCAAAUCUAGCUAUUACACUUUCAAAAGUCUGCUGCUCCAAGCCCUCACAAUAUUUGAUCAUUAUAUGACAAAUGAGAGACGCAAGUGUAUAAUGAUUGGUCAUUCAUAUGGGUGUAGUUUGGUUACUGCUAUGUACCCUCAUAGAGCUCAACAAAUUGCACAGCUUAUUCUGAUUAGUGGUGGAGGGCCUACACCUUUAGCUCCCCCAGUGACAGAUAAUGAAAUAUCACUUUUUGGAUGUGCUCACACACUCCUCAGCCCAUUGCUGUACUGUGGUCUGAAAAGAAGUUUCUUCUAUUCAUCAAGAGGGAAGCAUUUUAAAGUAUGUGAUGAGGAACAUGGGCUGCCAAGGCAUGUUAUAGAAAAUAUUGCAUAUGGUCAGAGAUGGCCAGAAGGAGAUGCUGCUUUCCACAGAAGGAUUUUAGCUCCCACACUUCUCAUCCAUGGGUUACAGGACAAGCAUGUCACUUUGGUUCAAGAGUGUGAAAUUGAAAGGACUAUUCCAAGGGCAUUUUUGGAAUUGAUACCUAAUGCAGGACAUCUGGCUAUGAUUGAGACACCAGAACAUCUCAUCCACAUGAUUAUUUGUUUUUUGGAUAUGUGGAGUUGA